Messenger RNA from Bacidia gigantensis, 963 nucleotides. RefSeq lists its product as uncharacterized. Lineage: Eukaryota; Fungi; Ascomycota; Lecanoromycetes; Lecanorales; Ramalinaceae. The record is from RefSeq and is a predicted model, not a curated record. Gene Ontology annotation, molecular function: oxidoreductase activity, acting on NAD(P)H, oxygen as acceptor. Gene Ontology annotation, cellular component: intracellular anatomical structure. The coding region runs from base 1 to 963 and encodes 320 amino acids. The transcript has 2 exons.
AUGGAUUCAAAUGAUGCGACGUACACUUCUCACCACUCUCUCUCCCCUGGCAACACCGCCCUCAUCACCGGCGCCGCAUCCGGAGUUGGUCUCGCUGUCGCAAAGCUCUUCUACCAAAAAGGCAUGAACAUCGCUCUUGCCGACCUUAACGCAUCUGCCCUGUCCAAUGCCCAGAACGCUCUCCUUUCCCCUAGUCAGAGCAAUAGUGCCGCAAGCUCAACGGACACCGCCGUCGCCGCCGGCAUGGUGAAAACUUACACCAUCGACGUCUCCUCCCUCUCGGACUGGAAAGAUCUGAAAGCACAAGUCGGGAUGGAUUUCGGUCUCAUACACGUGCUGAUGCUGAACGCGGGGACGAUGAAGAAAAGUGGGUGGGAGGAUGUUGAGUAUUUCCAAAACCCCACUCCUUCGUCUCUACCAUUCUAUCCUCCAAUGCUAAUGCUUGCCCUCAAGAUCAUGAACACGAAUUACUUCGGCAUCAUAAACGGCAUUUCGACCUUCCUCCCUUCCCUCCGCAAACAAGAGCCUGCAUCCACUUCCAUUAUAAUCACCGGCUCAAAGCAAGGGAUCACAAACCCGCCCGGCAGUCCGGCCUACAAUGCCUCUAAAGCCGCCGUUAAGGCCGUUGCUGAACAUUUAUCGUAUGAUCUACGGGAUACAGGGACGGAUGUGUUCUUGUUGGUGCCAGGGUGGACGUGGACGGGCAUGACUGCCGGGGGGAGGGAUGGAGAGAAGCCCGAGGGGGCAUGGUGGCCUGAACAGGUGGCAGGGUAUUUGGAAAAGAGGAUGGGGGAGAGGAGGUUUUAUGUGAUUUGUCCGGAUGAGGCGGUCAGUGAGGGGAUGGAUAGGAAGAGAGUGCUGUGGAAUGCGGGAGAUUUGGUCGAGGGGAGGCCGCCAUUGAGUCGGUGGAGAGAGGGGUGGAAGGAGGAGGCGGAGAAGUGGAUGAGUGAGCAGCCAGGCUAG